Penicillium cinerascens is the source of this 714-nucleotide messenger RNA. RefSeq lists its product as uncharacterized. Bases 55 to 612 code for a protein of 185 amino acids. The transcript is spliced from 4 exons. Lineage: Eukaryota; Fungi; Ascomycota; Eurotiomycetes; Eurotiales; Aspergillaceae. The record is from RefSeq and is a predicted model, not a curated record.
UUCUCUUCUCCUCUCCCCUUCUUUCUUCCUUCAUCAUCCAUCCAUCUGUCCAUCAUGUCUGUUCCACUCACCAAGGUCGAUUCUGCCAUCGCUGGCUUGUCUAUAGACGACAAAGCCCCCGAACCCACCGAGAAAGAGGUUUCCAAGGAUAAGAAGGGCCACAGGCGUGUCUCCUCCACGGCAUCAGAAGGUGUCUGGAACAUCAAUGAUCUUGAGAAACAAAAGAUCGAACUCACUCUCCCCAUCGAAACCCAGAAGACUGGGUGGAAACUGAACACUUCCCCAUCAACAGUGGAGGACAAAGAUAUCCUCAAGCUGUACCUCGUUAACCCUCCGGUCAAGAAGAUUGACCUGGACUUCCCUCUGGGCCUCCACGUCACCGCCCGGAACUUGAAAGGCGUCACAAUCAAGGACGCAUUAGACGCCAUCUACAAGCAGUUCAAGAAGAAGGCGGACGACGAGUUGGAAAGUCCCUACCUCGCCGGCUUCGAGUGGGACAAAGACGAGUCCUGGACACGCCUAAUCGUUCACCAGAAGAAAGAGAACACCGCACAACAGCCCAGCAGCAAAAAGGCCAAGAAGAAGGCAAAGGAAGAAGCCGCCCUGGCAUAGAUUGGCUCCGCCAAUACUGGCAACCUCACCGGAUGCCUAUCUUCCCCCCUGAACUGUCUCUUUUAUCUGCUUUGUGUGUUCUAUUCUCUUAACUAUCUCAAC